UUGUAACACCGCUAACGUAGUCGGAGGUUUAGACUUCAAACGGUCCAGUCGUUUCGUUUCAUACGUUUUAGACGUUUUGGUACACUCGUCGCGGCACAUCGCUGUAUAUUCAUUGUAGCAAUAGUUAACGAUCAUCGAUCGACUUAGUUCGUUAUCAUGUUAAUAAUUUAAUAUACGAAUAGUGAACGCUCAAAUGCAUGUAGUAACCGACUAGUCAGUAGAAAAGAAAGCCACCGAUCUCUGUCCGUCAUCCGACAUAUAACGUACGUUCUCGGCGCGUACUAACCGCCAUUUUCUGAUGACCCAAGUACUCGUCUCCCUCGUCUAUCGUUGACUACGAACGGAACGGCAGAGUUUUGCAGUUUUUUGCCGCGAAUCAACGGAUUUUCAUUUUGCGUAUUCGUCUUCACCAUGAGAGAAAGAUUGCCGGUGAAUUUAGAUGAUCCACCUUUUCUUGCUGUUGGCACAGAAGUAAGUGCCAAAUAUAAAGGAGCAUUUUGUGAAGCAAAAAUCAGAAAAAUAUCAAAAACUGUUAAGUGCAAAGUUCAAUAUUCUAAUGGGAUAUCUGCAUUUGUCACUGAUGAUGUAGUGAAAGGGCAGUUAAAGGUGGGAGCUACUGUUGAUGUUAAGUGUAGUGAUAAAAAAGAAUUAGUUCGAGCAACAAUUCAAAAAAUUCAAGACUGUAGUCAAUACACUGUUGUAUUUGAUGAUGGAGAUAUAACUUGCUUAAAAAGAACAGCAUUAUGUCUGAAGAGUGGAAAACACUUUGCUGCUAGUGCUACUCUUGAUCAACUUCCUCUAACGCACCCUGAGCAUAUUGGUGUUACUCCUGUAAGAACCACUAUUGUACAAGGUCGUAGAAGUCGAAAGCACAAGAAAAGCAUUGGGGAAAGUGGGGAAGAAGACGCUUCAACAAUGGAAGAAAAAGAUAUUGGGAAAGUAGUUUGUGUAGAAGCUAAUGAUAAAAAGAAAGUAAGAGACAAUUGGUUUCCUGGCUUGAUAGUAGCACCUACAUCUCAAUCCUCAGUCAAAACUAAUGUUGCAGAAGAUUACUUAGUUCGUUCAUUUAAGGAUGGAAAAUAUUAUACAGUGCCCAAAAAAGAGAUAACUGAAUUUACUAAAGAGAUUGGUGCUAGAGUGGAAAAUCCUACACUUAAAACUGCUGUUGAAAAAGCCCUAUUCUUUCUUGACAAAGAUGAGCUUCCACCACACUGGGAUCGAGAUUUGUUAUUCGGUAUUGAUAAAAUUUGUGUUGCUACAGAUAGUGAAGCAUUUGAUAGCGAUAACUCUGACGAAGAAUCAAUUGAAGAAAAAGAUCAUUUUGUUGCACAACUGUUUAAAUUUAUGGAUGAUCGAGGAACUCCUCUCAAUCAAGCUCCAGUGAUAAACGAAAAGGAUGUUGAUUUAUAUAAACUAUUCAAAGUUGUUAAUAAUUGUGGUGGAUACAACAAAGUCAAUAAAGGUAAACUAUGGAAGUUUGUAGCAAAUAAAGCUGGUCAUGAACAACAAUCAUGUUUUUCUGUUAAACAUUGCUAUCAACAAUAUUUACAUAGUUUUGAGGAUUUCUAUCGGAAACUUGGAUGUACAAUGUUGAGUCAUCCAAGAGGAGUAAGAUCACGCAGUAGAUUUAGUCGCAGUAUCAUACGAGAUGUUGAUAAAGCAUUACCUGGUACAUCAUCCAUAACUGAUAAAAAUAAGAUUUUAAAAAAUGAACCAAACGAUAAAAAAACCAAAGAUUCUACUGGAACUAAAAAAACAGCCAAAAAUAUUAAAGCUGAAGAAAAGCUCAUAAAAAAUAAUGAAGAAGUGACUAAAAAAAGUGACAAAAAAAAAGAUGAUAUAACUAAUACUACAUCACGUAGUAAGCAAUCAGUGAAAUGGGAUUUGGAUAUAGUAGAAACCAAAGAUACUGUUAAAAAUUCUAAAGCUAAAAAAGAAAUGAAAGAUAUUUUAAAAAAAGAAAUAAAAAAAGAAAUAGAUUCAGAUACACAAGAUGAUGAUCAAAUCAUUGAAGAUAAAAAAGUAGAGAAAAAAAAGUAUACAAGAAAUUUAUUUGGAAAAUCAGUGCGUAAAACGACUAAAAAAGAAAAAGUUGUUAAAGUAAAAUCUGCAGAUACUGGGUUACCAGGUAUGAGAAAAAUGAGAGCUAUUAAAGAACAAAUUAAAACGUUUGUUAAAGUAAUGACUCCAUUCAAAAAAUCAAAGAGAGGAGCUAAUACCCAGCAAGAUGUUUUAAACAAAGGGAAAUCUGAUGAAGAAGUUCCUAAACUUACACGAUCAAAAACCAAGGAAGAUUUACCUACCAAAUCAAGGAGAAUAUCAGUAUUGAGUGAUCUUGGAGAAAGUGCUUCUGUGGUGCAACUUCCACAGACUGGACUUCUUGUAGAAAAUCAAAUCAAAAUUAAAAAAGAGGAGGGAUCUGAAAAGAAAAAGACUGUUAGAAAGAAAAAGGAGGAUAAAGAUGAAAAAGUAACAAAUGAUAUAAUUCCAACACCUGUUAGUAAUGUUGAAAUUGUACCAUUUGAUAAAGACUCGCCAGUAAUUGUCGGUGAUAACUUAGUAGUAUAUUAUGGAGAUAAACAAGCCACUACUUAUGAUGCAAAAGUGAUUAAUGUGUGUGAUAUUGAAGGAGUAAUGAAAUAUUACGUACAUUAUAAAGGAUGGAAUUCACGCUAUGAUGAAUGGAUAGAUGUUAUGCGUAUUGCUUACAAAACUAAGGAUCCAGAACCUGGUGUUGAUAAUGAUGCAGACUCUUCAAAAAGUAGUCCUCCAGAACAAAAAAGUGUGGAUGUCAAAAAGGUACCAUUGACAACUGGUAGAACUAGGAGGUCAGUUACUCCACUCACAUCACAUUCGAAUAUAAAAAAAUCACCUUUUAGUAGUGCUCGACCAACUAGAACAUGUACUUUGACAGAUCGUCCAUUAUUCAAUAUUGAUAAUUCUGAUUCAGAAGGAGAAUAUACAGUAAGUGUAGGUACAUCCAAACAAUAUAAUAAGAAAAAAGCCACCAUCAAAUCUGAACCUGGUAUUGUUAUAAAAACAGAACCUGUAGACACUGAAAAUCAGAAAAAAACUCCGUUGAAAACAUAUCCUAGUAAAGAAGUGCUUAUGCAGCGAAGUGCACCUAGGAAACCAAAAUCAUGUGUGUUCAAAGUUCAUAGCAAUAAAUCUGAAGAAGUUGAGGUUUGUGAACAAGUCACUCUUAAACCACCAUUUGAUUUUAAUUUUGUGAUGCCACCACCUGGUGAUAGUUUAAAACAAACUGCAGAUAAUGAAAAUAAAGAAAUACAGAAUGAAAUUAAAGUUGGGGAUAAUAUUAAAAUUGAAACUAAAGUUGCUCCAAAUCAUUAUUUAUCACCUAAAGAAAAAUCUGAGAGAAAUGAUCUAGAACAUAUAUCUGAAUCUUCAAAAACUAGAAAUGAAAAAAUCGAAAGUGAAACUGAGCAGGAGUCCGAUGAAAGUCGCUUAUUUGCAGGAGGUUUCAAAUUUACACAUUACCCUGUUAUUUCACCAUUCAGCCAUGGUUUAGAUGACGAACCGAUAGAAAAUAGAAAACUUUUUCAUUCAUCAUCCUCUGAAGAUGAAGAACAAGAUCAACAAAAAAUAGUUAAAAAAAUAGUAGCUGAAGUCAUAUCUUCUUCUUUAGAUGAUAAAUCUGACGAAUCUAAAAUCUCUGGUACCGAUUUUGAUCUUAACAAAAUAAGAUCAGAAAUGAAAGGACUUAUGCCAACUUCAUCAAAUUGUAAUAAUGAUGUAAUUCAAACUAAAGAAUCGUUCAUAUUGGAUAAACAAAUAGAAAUCGAAGAACCUAUUGAAAAAAUUAAUGAACCAGCCCCAGACGAUGUUUAUGAAUUCAAAGAAUCCGAAUCAUGCAAUCUUGAUACUAUUUCUUCAGUCACCGAAGAAAAGUUUUGUAGAUCUAUUAGACAUGAUUCACCAAAGGUAUUGAACUUAGAGAAAUCAACUGAACUACCAAAAGUCAUUGAAUCUACAGUACAAGAAGAAGUAGUUGAACAAAAUAGGUCCCCAAAACCAUUUUUGCCUAACAGCAAUAACGUGUAUUCAUUUGAUGAUAAUGUUGAGAUAAAAGAUAAUGAAAAUUUGAAUAUUAUAAAUAAAAAUGAAAAUCCAAUUUCUAAUAAUCAACUUGGCAAUGAAUCUAAUGAGUCCCAAAGUUUAAUAAUAAAUGAUGUUACAGUUGAUACCACAUAUAUUAAAGAAAUCGAUCAUUCUCAGGAUGAAACAUGUCAUGAGGUUAAUGUAUCCGAUAUUAAAAAUGAAGUAUUGGAUCUAUGCAUGAAACCACCUGAAUCGCCGCCUAAUAAUAUAUUUAGUAUGCCAGAGCCAAAUGAAGUAAAUAACAUGAUUGUUGAAGAAGAUGAUGAUGAUGAAGAUGACGAUGAAUCAAAAUUAGUUAUAGCUGAAAAUGAUAAAAUUGAAAGUGAUUAUCAAAUGGAUACUGAUAUGGUAGUUAUUAGCGAAGAUCAUAAUUCUUCCAAUGGACAAAUUAAUGAAAACAUACAAACACAAUCCUUGCCUCCUUUGCCACCAAGUGUACAUCCUAAUAUUGAAUUAGAGUUCAAAAGUUCUUGUCAAGUAAAAAAAGAUAUCAUUAUAUCUAAAGAUACAGAUGAUGAAAGUACUACGUCCUGUAAUGAAAGUAUUCAAAAUGCUCUCAUUCAAAGUUUCCAAAAAUAUUCACAUUUUGAAAACGAUUCAAGUAAAAAUAGACUUUAUAUGGACAAUAUUGACGACAAUACAAAAUCUGGUUUUGAAUUUGAUUCAAAUUCAAAAUCACCAACAAUUGAAAACAAAGAAAUCGUUAAAUCUGCUCCUAUGCUUCCAAUUAAUGAACCUUUGAAUGAUGAUGAGCCUAAAAAAAUUGAUUUUGAAGUUGAAAAUGUUAAUGUUAAAUUUGAGAAAGAAAAACCUACAGCGUUACCAGAAUUACAAUGUAGAGAAGAAAUAGUAGAUGAAGAUACUCUUAAUAAUGCUUUAGUUGUAGAGUACAAUCGAAAAGUUACAGAUUAUGACAUUCAUAAGCCUAGCACCAGUAAAGGUUUCUUUGAUUCGAUACAUCAACCAAGUACAAGCAAGGAUUGUUUCUAUAAAAGUGACACUAAUAGUGACACAAAAAAUAAUUUCUUUGAAGCUAGACAAGCAGUCAAAAGUGUUACUUUUGAUACAAACAUCCCUAACAAAAGUAGUUUAUUUGAUCCCAAUAUUCCAAGUUGCAGUAGCAAAGAUUUCUACGAUCAUAAUAUUCCAAGCACUAGCAAGAGCAGUUUUUAUGAGAACUCUUUGCCUAGUACUAGUAAAAGUUUUUAUAAUCCAGAAUCUGAUGUAAAUAGUGUACUAUUUUGCGAAGAAACUAUACCGGGUAGUCCAACUGGUACGUCAGAAGAACAAUAUGAUCAAGAAGAAAGAAAAAAAGCUCUUCAAGCUCACUAUGAAGAAAGAGAAGCUGCUUCAGCAAUGUAUGCUAUGAAUCAAUCUUUUCGUAGACCAAUGAUUACUUUGAUGGGUGCUACUGAAGAAGAGAUGGAAGAAUAUUCUAAUAUUCUUCAAAAUGAUGAAGCAAUACUUGAUCAAAGGCAUUUACAAUUUUUGGCUGAGAUUUCUAGUAGAAAUCUUGGUAUAAAUAUAAGCGAACCUUCAGUGACUGAACCGUCUCGAAUAGAACCAGAACCAAUUGUUAAUAAAAUUGUAAAGCCACUAGAAAAGCCACAAACCAAACGUAAAAUUAGCAGUCAAGAACAAUCAUCGAAACGCAGUAAAUCAUCUACUACUACUACUACUACUACUGCUGCUGCUGCUGCUGCUGCUGCUGCUGCUACUACUACUGCUACUUCUACUAUUACUACUACUAUUACUACUACUACUGCUACUACUACAACUCCUUUACCUUCAGUAUCUCAUAUUUCAAAAUUGCCGGAUUUAAAAACACAGAUACCUUUAAAAGAUGGCAAACCGUUGGUUGUAUUCACUCCAGAUAUGGAUUCAGCUCAACGGCAAGCUGUAAUUAUAGCUAGAAUGAAUGAUCUGCGAAGAGAAUAUGCUAUAGUUAAAGCUCGUUUAACUGUAGUGGAUCGUAGGAGGAAAAAAAUUAAGAAGCGAAAAAGGGAUAUGGCAAAAGCUGCUGCUUUGAAUCAAAAUAAACAGUCACAAGCAGCUAGUAGUACUAGCACAUCUAAAUAAAAUUUAAUUUAUUUAUUCCGCCUAUUAGAAUUUUAAUAUUGAUAUAAAUGUUUACUAUUUAGUAUUAUAUCAUUGAAAAUGUGAUACCGAAUAAUAUUACAUACUUCAUUAUAUUUAAUUGUUUUUAAACCUUCCAAAGAAGGAUAACUUAUCAUUAGUUACUUAAUUUUUACUUGGUAGAAUUGAAUUUUUUUAUGAUAACUUAGUAAAUUUUAAAUUUAAGGGUCUAUUGCAGCAACUGGAUAACUCCACUUUUUAGAACUAUUCUGGGCGUCAAUAACAAAAUUAUUUUGUUUGGUUUCAUGAAAAAUCACUGAAAAUGUAACAAAUCAAUAUAGUUAAUGGUUCCUUAAACACAAUUUAGUGGCCCAUGAUUGAUCCAUUAAAUAAAUUAACUGUUCUCACUUUUAAUGAUAUAAUCAACUAAUUUUUAUAAUAACUUAAAAUAAUAAUUUAA
This is a messenger RNA of Melanaphis sacchari, 6655 nucleotides long. Its product is annotated as AT-rich interactive domain-containing protein 4B-like. The transcript is spliced from 22 exons. The record is from RefSeq and is a predicted model, not a curated record. Gene Ontology annotation, cellular component: nucleus. Gene Ontology annotation, biological process: regulation of transcription by RNA polymerase II. NCBI's taxonomy places the organism in Eukaryota, Metazoa, Arthropoda, Insecta, Hemiptera, Aphididae. The coding region runs from base 412 to 6198 and encodes 1928 amino acids. Gene Ontology annotation, molecular function: transcription cis-regulatory region binding.